AUGGAGCAGGAGAACAACGCCCCCUCACGCCUCCCCCGCCUCGCAUCCCCCGCCGCCAAACACUCCGGCAUUCCCCUCCCCUCCCUCGCCUCCACCAUGGCCCCGCUCGCGUCCAGCAACAACGCAAACAAACGCAAGAUGCCAGAGUCGCCUAUGCGACCGCCCACGGGAAAGAGAUCGGUCUCUGGCUCGGGCGUAGGCAAGGCGCCUACUGGGGCCGCUGCCAGUGCCGGUCUCAGGACGAGUCAGAGGAAACCUUCAGGUGGAUUUGUACCGACCACGCAGAGAAAGCCGACGACUCUUACGCGACCUGCGACGUCUAUGGGAGUCUCUACAAGACGUGCAGUGGGAAGUACUGGCAGUUCUACCUCUGCUUCAUCCAGUACUGCUGGAAGGACUGCAGCAAAGCCCACGGCCGCGGCUGGCAGAGCGAGAUCGGGGUUGGCACCGCCGCCUACCGCAAGAAGACCUGUGGCGGCGAGCACUUCUGGGCCAUCAGCUCCGAAUCUCCGCGCGAACAGUGCCAUGGGGAGGAGUAUGGGGCCAUCCUCAAGGCUCACCAGGUCCAAUGCUGGCGCAGGACCAUCUAAGGACCAAGACGGCAGACUCGAAAAUGUUGAAAAGAUGGUGGGCGGAUUCCACGACCUUUUGGAGAAGGAGCAAGCCAAAAUCUCAAACCUUCAACUGUCUCAUGUUGAUCUCCAAACCCUCCUCCAGUCCACCCAAUCCACCGAACGCGCGGCUCGUCGCGAUCUCUCCACGGCCUCGGAAGAGCUCUCUUCCCUCCGCGCCGCCCAUGCACGUGAAGUGGACGAACUGGAGCGAACCAUCCUGCGCAAAGACCGAGAGAAGCGCGGGCUCGAGGAAGAGGUACGCGAUAGCCGAGAAGAGCUGAGCCGGGAGAGAGAUAGCGUCCGAACGUUCAAGGCGCAGCUUGCAGAGCAAUCGACCAAGCACCUUACGUUGGAGGCGCAACUGUCGGCCUCUCAGACACAGCUCACCAUCCUGCAAACCGAGGUUGAACGAGCGACCCUCGCCGUGAGCGCUAUGAAGGCUGAAUUACAAGUCGGCCAAGACAGGGCUCAAGCAGCAGAGCUUGCGGCCGAGCAAAAGGUCCGACAAGCAGAGGAAGAUAGAGAUAGGAGAAUAGGAGAGAUUGAGGAAGAGUUGAGGAAUGCAGAGACAAUCAGGAGAAAGCUGCACAACCAAGUGCAAGAGCUAAAGGGAAACAUCAGGGUGUUUGCGAGGGUCAGACCUGUGCUGGGCCACGAACUGCAAAACCCAGAAGGUAUCGCCGAUAUCGCGUACGGUGACGAACGUACUGCCCAAGAGACGGGCCAGAGCCAGAUUGUGGUCACCUCCAAAUCGGAGAGCGCUACGGGCAAGAACCGAGAACAGAUCAACCAAUUCACUUUUGACAAGAUCUUUUCGCCCAAAGCUGGACAGCAAGACGUGUUUGAAGAGAUUUCAAUGUUGGCGCAGUCUGUGCUGGACGGGUACAAUGUCUGUAUCUUUGCGUACGGGCAGACUGGUUCUGGAAAGUCCUGGACAAUGGAAGGCGGUCAGUCUGAAGAAGAGGCUGGUAUGAUCCCGAGAGCGAUAGACAUGAUUUUCAAGACUAGCGACUAUCUCAAGGACAGGGGGUGGAAGUAUCAAAUGGAGGGGCAGUACUUGGAAGUGUACAAUGAAGUGAUCAACGACUUGCUGGGGAGCGGUCAAUUUGACACCAAAAAACACGAGAUCAAGCUUGAUAAAGACGGCAAAAUCAGUGUUACUGAUGCUGUCAGCGUCCCAUUGAGCAAUCCCCUCCAAGUGCACAAUCUUCUUGCGCGGGCUCGAGGCCGUCGAGCGGUAGCAGCUACCCUCAUGAAUGAACGAUCAUCACGAUCCCACUCUGUAUUCACCCUCAAGGUCAAGGGCGUCAAUCCUCUCACCGACGAAAAAUGCGAGGCCAUGCUCAAUCUCGUCGACUUGGCUGGUUCGGAGCGCCUCGAGAAAUCUGGGGCGGGCGAAAACAAGGAUAGGUUGAAGGAGACGAUCAACAUCAACAAGUCUCUUUCUGCCCUGGCAGAUGUCAUUGGUGCUUUGGGACAGGGGCAACAAGGAGGACAUGUUCCAUACAGAAAUUCCACCUUGACACGGCUGCUUCAAACAAGUCUAUCGGGCUCGAGCAAGACCCUAAUGAUGUGCAACUUGUCACCUCUGGCUACGCAUUUGGGCGAGUCGCUGUGCAGUCUAAGAUUUGCGACUAAGGUCAACACGACCCAGGUUGGGCAGGCCAAGAAGGCCAUCUCUCGCUAG
Cryptococcus wingfieldii CBS 7118 is the source of this 2301-nucleotide messenger RNA. RefSeq names its product kinesin family member C1. The coding region runs from base 1 to 2301 and encodes 766 amino acids. The record is from RefSeq and is a predicted model, not a curated record. The transcript has 9 exons. Gene Ontology annotation, molecular function: ATP binding; microtubule motor activity; microtubule binding. NCBI's taxonomy places the organism in Eukaryota, Fungi, Basidiomycota, Tremellomycetes, Tremellales, Cryptococcaceae. Gene Ontology annotation, biological process: microtubule-based movement.